Molecule: messenger RNA, 1006 nt
Organism: Fragaria vesca subsp. vesca
Lineage: Eukaryota; Viridiplantae; Streptophyta; Magnoliopsida; Rosales; Rosaceae
Product: probable carboxylesterase 2-like
Exons: 1
Coding region: 26-1006 (326 amino acids)
Molecular function (GO): hydrolase activity
Source: RefSeq, a predicted model, not a curated record
GAUCUCUCUGUUUCUAGCUUCUCCGAUGGCUUCCACGACCAAAGAAAUCGUCUCAGAGAUCCCAAAUCUCAUCAAGCACUACAAAGAUGGCACAGUCGAACGCUUGAUCGCCGACCCACACGUCCCCCCAUCUCUUAACGACCCCCAAACCGGUGUCUCCUCCAAAGACAUCACCAUCUCACACAACCCCUUAGUCUCUGCUCGCCUCUACCUCCCAGCUCAAAACCAAUCCCAGAAGCAGCUUCCCAUCUUCGUCUACUUCCACGCCGGUGGCUUCUUCUGUAGCUCCGCCUUCUCCUUCUACCACCACCGCUACCUCAACCGCCUCGUCUCGGAAGCUCAAGUCAUUGCCGUCUCAGUCGAGUACAGGCUCGCCCCGGAAAGCCCUCUUCCUGCUGCUUAUGAAGAUUCCUGGCUAUCUCUUCAGUGGGUUGCUUCUCACUCACUCCAUGAAGAUGACACUUGUAACAACAAAGAGCCGUGGCUAGCCGACUUCGGGGACUUUGAUAGAGUUUAUAUUGGUGGAGACAGUGCUGGUGGUAAUAUCUCACACAACAUUGCUAUCAAGGCUGGAGUGGAGAGCUUAAAUGGUGGAGUCAAGAUUUUGGGGGCUAUUCUAUCCCAUUCGGGUUUCUGGGGAUCCACGCCGAUCGGGUCGGAGCCUAGAGGCGAAGACUUUGAGAAGUCUCUGUCAUAUCUGGUUUUAAAGUUCUCUUUUCCUUGUGCUGAUGGAGGCCUCGACAAUCCGAUGAUUAAUCCGAUGGCUCCCGGAGCUCCGAGUUUGGCCGGGCUUGAGUGCUCUAGGCUCCUUGUUUGUGUCGCUGGCAAGGAUGAACUGAGGGAUCGAAACCUCUGGUAUUAUGCUUCCGUGAAGGAAAGUGGAUGGAAAGGUGAAGCGGAGUUGUUUGAAGUGGAAGAAGGGGAGCAUUGCUUUCAUAUCGCGUCGGACGAAGUGACUGAGAAUGUGAAGAAAAUGAUCAAACGGAUGGCAGAUUUUCUAGUCUAG